This is a messenger RNA of Colletotrichum acutatum, 1782 nucleotides long. RefSeq names its product major facilitator superfamily transporter. Gene Ontology annotation, cellular component: plasma membrane. Gene Ontology annotation, molecular function: polyamine transmembrane transporter activity. The record is from RefSeq and is a predicted model, not a curated record. The transcript has 3 exons. Lineage: Eukaryota; Fungi; Ascomycota; Sordariomycetes; Glomerellales; Glomerellaceae. Gene Ontology annotation, biological process: intracellular polyamine homeostasis; transmembrane transport. The coding region runs from base 1 to 1782 and encodes 593 amino acids.
AUGACCACCACAUUACAUGAUCCGGAAAAGGAUUCUUUUCCGCCAGAAGAAACCAAAAACCACAGUCGCGGGGAGGAACGGAGCAGCAGCAGCCAAUCGAGCGACAGCGAAGAUGAGAUUACAGAAAUUGGCCGGAGGAACGGAGACCGGUCCCGCAAGUCUGCCGAGGCCGAGGCCGAUGCCGACUCGGAGGGGGACGGGGAGGUGGAGGGAGAGGAGGGGGACCCAUCAGCCGGCGACGCCCCGGCAAGAACGCGGUCCCGGGCCUCCUCCACCCGCUCCCACGCCCUGUCCAUCGUAGCCCGAUCUAAACGGCGCGGGUUUCUCGCACAGCUGACCACCAUCCCGGAAGUGGAUAAUCCGUAUAAUUAUACCAACAAGACGAAAUGGACAAUCACCUUGAUCAUCGCUCUCGCCGCGGCCGUAUCACCCAUGGGCUCAUCCAUCUUUUAUCCCGCCCUCACCGAGAUGUCCAAAGAAUUCGGCGUCACCCCCACAAUCACCAACCUCUCGGUAGCAUUCUACAUGCUCGCCAUGGCAAUCUUCCCCCUCUGGUGGUCCUCCUUCUCCGAGACCCUCGGUCGCCGCACAAUCUACCUCCUUUCCUUCACCCUCUUCGUCCUCUUCUCCAUCCUCUCUGCCGUCAGCGUGAACAUCGAGAUGCUCAUCGUCAUGCGCCUCCUCGCCGGCGGCGCCAGCGCCAGCGUCCAGGCCGUCGGCGCGGGAACCAUCGCCGACAUCUGGGAGCCGCGCGAGCGUGGCCGGGCCAUGAGCAUCUUCUACCUCGGGCCCCUCACGGGUCCCUUGCUCGCGCCCAUCAUCGGCGGCGCGCUGGCGCAGCGGUUCGGGUGGCAGUCGACCAUGUGGACGCUCGCCAUCUACGGCGGGCUCGUCCUCGUCAUGAUUCUCUUCUGUCUGCCCGAGACCCUCGCGCGUCCCAGACCUGCUGCCGCCGUCGUGGCACCACAGUCUCAACUCGCAUCAGAAGGCACCGAAAAGAACGCCCUCGCUCGCACGAAAACAACCGAAUCCGUAAAAGUUCACUCCAAAAAAGCAGCCGCUUUCUUCAAAAAAUCCUUCAUCGAUCCCCUCUCCGUCCUGCUGUACCUCCGCUUCCCCCCCGUCGCCAUAACAGUCUGGUUCGCCGCCGUCACGUUCGGCGCCCUCUUUGUCGUCAACAUCUCCGUCCAGGCCACCUUGUCCCAAGCCCCCUACGGCUUCAGCGAGCUCAUUAUCGGCCUCUUUUACUUCCCCGCCGGCCUGGGCUACUUCCUCGCCUCCCUCCUCGGAGGGCGCUGGCUCGACGUCAUCAUGGCGAGGGAGGCUCGUAAGGCGGGCCGGUACGACGCCGACGGGAAACUGAUCCUGCUGCCGGAGGACAGGAUGCGCGAGAAUAUUUGGAUCGCGGCGACGGUGUACCCGGCUUCACUCAUUUACUACGGCUGGGUGGUGGAAAAGGGCCUGUUUUGGUUCGUGCCGUGUAUCGGUCUCUUCACGUUUGGCGCCAGCUCGAUGCUCGUCUUUGGCGCCGCCACGACCAUGCUAACCGAGUUCAUGCCCAAACGGAGCUCGGGAGGCGUGGCGGUCAACAACUUUGUCAGAAACAUUUUCAGUUGCAUUGGUGCGAUUGCGGCGCAGCCCGUUAUCAACGCCAUCGGCAACGGGUGGCUCUUUACGAUACUAGGCAUCUUUGCGUGGGUGUCGGGCUAUAUCUGCGUCUGGACCCUCAGGAAGAAGGCCCCCGAGUGGAGGAAGAGCAUGGACGCGGCGUUGAACAAAUGA